UGAGCAUUAAUAAAUGUUAUCUUUAUGUUAAGGAUAACAUUAAUUAUGUGAUAUUCAGUAAUGCUCCAAGGUACAUUUUUUUGAAAAAAGAAACAAUAAGACUUAUGAUGGAAAAAGUUGACGACAAGGACUACGCCGCUAGGCAGGGGAUGGAAAAACAAUUAUCGGAGGACUGGCAGCAAGGGAGGUACUUAGCUACUUGCAUGGAAGAAAUGUUUGACCGGAGUCUCUGGACUGAUGUCAAGUUUCAUUGUAAAGAUCACGAGGAAGAUGAAACAAUUCAAGCGCAUAAAAUUGUCCUAGCGGCACGGAGCCCUGUGUUCCAGGCGAUGUUUUAUGGACCAUGCGCUGAUGGGAAAGACGAAUUUGAACUGAAAGACACAGAAAAAGACAUAUUUCUUUUAUUACUGAGGUACAUUUACAGCGACACUGUAACAUUGCGUGAGGAAAAUGCGUUUGCACUUUUAGAAAUGGCUCAUUUUUACCAAGUUUCAAGCCUUGUAAACUUCUGCGCUGACUACUUGGCCACCGUUAUUACACCACAUAAUGUUUGCGAAACUUUAACAUUUGCAAUGUUUUACAAACUUACAAGUUUAAAAGACGCAUGUUGUUCUAUUAUUGACAAUCAUGCAGAUCAAGUUCUACAGUCAGAGGGAUUCAUGAAUUUAUCGGACGCAUGUCUCCUGUACAUUCUGAAAGGUGACACUCUCUAUGCCAAAGAGGAAGACAUUCUAGAAACGACAGAGAAAUGGUCAAAAAAUAAAGCCAAAGGAAAUGGGAUGGAAGAAAAUGGCACAAACAUUCGUAAAUUGCUCGGUGACUCGUUUUACUACUUGAGAUUACCAACAAUGACUUCUAAAGCGUUGCUUGAAUAUACCAGUAGGAAAGGUUAUUUUUCUAUCGAAGAAUACGCAGAUAUUUUGGCUUUUGCCAACAAAGUCCCUGAUAAAUACGUUUCCACCAAUUCUUGCGUAGCACGGGUACCUGAGAAAGAAACGGUUCUAGUUAAUCCCCAAGACAGGGGGCUUAGUGAAUUGAAGGGCAUUAGCAUUUCAUUUGAGAUUUCCGUAUCAAGGAAUGUGUUGUUUUUAGGUCUUGUCCUGGGUGAAAUCAAUCCUUGCUUGAAAAACACCAAACCAAUCUACACUCAGGAAGGUCGGGAAAGUCACCUUUCAGGACACUAUGUUGGAGAAGUUCGCUAUUACGAAACAUUUCAUGCAGAGUUUGAUUACGAGUCUUACGUAAAUAAAGCGAUAAAAAUUACAACACUCCAUAGGCCAAGCUAUAUAAAUUACUACAUUACAGAGUUGAAAAAAUUGGAUGUGUUUGCGCUUCCAGAAAGCCUCCGUCUUGAUCUAUCAGGCAGUAUCAGCAUUAAUGGCCUUGACAGUAGGCAGACGUUUGAGUUACAGCAGUUACAACUUGAAGGCGGAGAAGUAAGUCUUAACCAGCCGAUAUUGCUUGAAAAGAUAAAAUCCCCAUAUAUCGUUAAUUUCAACCUUCGUUAUAGUGGUAAUAGUGACUUAAAGAUGAAGGCAAGAUGCUGUAAAAGCGACGAAAGUUUCUCAAGCGAAACUGGAAGCAUUCUAGUACGUAGUCUAUACGGAUGUUUUGCAGGAAUCAAAAGGAUCAGGUUUAUGAACUAUUCUAACCGUGAAAGACUGGACACGGAUCCAAAAGCAUGUGUCUGUGACUAUAAAGACUCCUGUCGAUGUUAGAUACCUCAAUCAAACCCCGAGUGUGCUGCCGUUUUACUAGGAUAUGCUUCCAAAAAGAUCGUCUACAAAUGUUUCUAUGCAGUCGGUUGUCUGGAUAUGGGUCUUAUAGGAAAAUGGAUGCUGGUAAUAUGAACAAAUACUCGAUUCGUUUCGCUUACAUGCUGUCGUACAAUUGGUUUAUACAAAUUGUGCCAGUUUGAACUUACGUAUCAGUCUAAACAUUAUGAAAUCAUUCGCAUCUGCGCUAAUUUUUUUUUUUUAUUUUAAGAUGGAGUAUAGCGUUAUAAGAUAGUUAAAAAAAAUAAUCAAAUUUUUGUAUCUUUAGGAUUAUAUUUGAAUAUAAGAUAAAUCUCUAUAAAUUUGGAAAGACAUUUGCGAACAGAUAAAACGGAACUGAUUAUAUUCCUUAGGGCUGCACAAAGAGGUAAAUAAAAAGAAAAAAAAUGUCUUAUUUCUUUUCAUUUUUACUAACGUUUGGAGCUAAAUUCUCGCUAGCAUGGUUUGUAGUAUUUGAAGAGACUAAGCCACACAUUUUUUGCGAAAAAUAAUUUCUCUCAAAAAUCCAUAAUAAAGUGAAUACAUGUACAUGUACUCUUAUUGACAUAAGAGUUUUGCAAGAUAUUCUUAAAAAUAAGUAAAAUUGUUGUGCAGACGGCAGUAAACCGUUGCAACGCUUUUGAAAUAUUACAGAAAAUUUACGUUCUUCUUAUAUUUUUAUCAAUAUCUAACUUUUAUUUUCACUCAUUUUAUCAUUUUUCAGUGUCAUAUAUACAUUAUAUGCCAAACUUGGUGGAAAUGAACAUGUGGAAAAAUUUCACCCAAACGGUGGGCGAGUAGCUUCAACCUUUAUCUCUGUGUAGUUAUAAACUCUGUGACCAGUUUUUAUCUGUAUAAUGGUUUCAAAAUCGUUCUAAAAAUGUAUACGUUUUAUAUACUUUUUAAAUACAUGUGUAAUAAUAAAGUUAUCGAAUGAAAUAUUAUGAAGCGUUAUAUGUCACAUAAUUGUACACUAUAAAAAGAGAUCUUUUCGAUGUAUUUCAUUUGUUUCUUCUUUAACUUGUAUAUUUUUAUGCCCGCUCGCCCCACCUUCGAGGAAGGAGGGGUAUAUUAUUUUGCUGAUGCCAUCUUGACAUGAUUUUGAUUUUUAGAUAAACUGGAUACAUGUAUUUAUCAAGCUAUGCUGACAGAUUUUUAAGAUUUCAUGCAUAAUAAAGAUUCUUCGAUAAAAUGACA
Messenger RNA from Mercenaria mercenaria, 2951 nucleotides. RefSeq lists its product as uncharacterized. The transcript has 3 exons. The record is from RefSeq and is a predicted model, not a curated record. Gene Ontology annotation, molecular function: protein binding. Lineage: Eukaryota; Metazoa; Mollusca; Bivalvia; Venerida; Veneridae. Gene Ontology annotation, cellular component: cytosol. Gene Ontology annotation, biological process: neurogenesis. The coding region runs from base 105 to 1718 and encodes 537 amino acids.